Messenger RNA from Stegastes partitus (bicolor damselfish), 1489 nucleotides. RefSeq names its product coiled-coil domain-containing protein 102A-like. The annotation marks the transcript as partial. Lineage: Eukaryota; Metazoa; Chordata; Actinopteri; Pomacentridae. The transcript is spliced from 6 exons. The record is from RefSeq and is a predicted model, not a curated record.
AGAAGAAGAGCCGGACGGAGGAUUAGCAGCAAAAAGGAGAAUCUAAACUGUUUCACCGGGAGAAAAAUACGUAUUUGAGGAGGAGGUAACGGCUGUCCUCACCGACGCUCCCUUUCCGGCUGAUCAGUGACUGAAGAGGACGAUGCUCUCUUGAGUCUGCUCACAACCCUCCACCCCUUCAUUCUCUGUUCUUGUUUACACAAUCGUCUCGACCAUGAAUCAUACUCCCAGCCCCCACCUGUCCGAAGGCGCUAAGUCAGCUGGAGGUGGCCUGCUAUGCAGCCUGGGUCUGGGAUCUGAUCGGGGGAUCCGUUCCCCAGACAGCCUUACCCACACUCCCAGCCCAACCGGAGGAACACCCAGCUCCAGCCCCCCGCUGCUGCUGUCGCCCGGGCUGGGAGGCCUCGGGCUGGGCUCUCUGGGGGCCAUGAGUGAGGGAGCUGGAGGCGAUUGGGAGAGCAGGGAGGAGCUGAGGCUCAGAGAGCUGGAGGAGGCUCGGGCCAGAGCAGCUCAGAUGGAGAAGACCAUGAGGUGGUGGUCAGACUGCACAGCUAACUGGAGAGAGAAGUGGAGCAAGGUCCGUGCUGAGCGUAACCGAGCUCGUGAUGAGGUCCGUCAGCUGAGGCAGCGACUGGACACACUCACCAAGGAGCUAACCAGUGUUCGGCGAGAGCGGCAGGAACUUGCCUCAGAGAACGAGAUGCUUCGGCAAGAGACACUACGUCUCCACAGUGACCACACGGCUCUUCCUCCAUCCGCCACUUCUUCUUCUUCCUCCCCUGCACACCCUCGGGGUGCUUCCUCCUCCUCCUCUCCCUCCAUCCCUCCCUCCUCUCCUGCUUCCUCCUCCUCCUCUCAGGUCCACACAGGUGGCAAGUUGGAUAUGGUGGGGGAGGGACCACCAGGAUCUCCAGAACCAGAACCAGAACCAGAACCAGUGAGGGACGUGGACUUGGACGGACAAAAGAUGGGUCAACAAAAGGACCUGGAGCUGCUAGAAUCCGUCCUGCGUUCCAGGACCCCAGGCACAGACACUCAAGAGAGCUGGGACAGUCGCAGUGGUAGUGGUGGUGUUAACCCAGCUGGCUCUCGCUCAUCCACUGCUAUGAGCCGGCAGGAACGAAGCAGACAACUGUGGGAAGACAUGAGCACGGUGGAAGAAGACUCCAGCAAACUCAAUGCCCUGCAGCUUCGCCUGGAUGAGUCCCAGAAAGUCCUGCUGAAAGAAAGAGAAGACAAGCUUGCUCUGAGUAAGAGCAUUGAGAGGCUGGAGGCCGAACUCAGUCAAUGGAAACUUAAAUAUGAAGAGCUCAGCAAAAGCAAACAGGAGGCCCUCAAACAGCUGAACCUGCUGAAAGAGAUGCACCAGGAUGAACUCGGCCGCAUUUCUGAAGAUUUGGAGGAUGAACUGGGAGCUCGAACUAGUAUGGACAAGAAACUAGCUGAACUUCGAGCUGAGGUGAGGAGGCAGGAGAGCAGAGAAAGAGGU